Molecule: messenger RNA, 741 nt
Organism: Penicillium robsamsonii
Lineage: Eukaryota; Fungi; Ascomycota; Eurotiomycetes; Eurotiales; Aspergillaceae
Product: pyridoxal phosphate-dependent decarboxylase family protein
Exons: 1
Coding region: 1-741 (246 amino acids)
Biological process (GO): carboxylic acid metabolic process
Molecular function (GO): carbon-carbon lyase activity; pyridoxal phosphate binding
Source: RefSeq, a predicted model, not a curated record
AUGCAGCAGCAAGUCAUGCCUGGUGACCAUCCUCAAGAUAUUUCAUCCGUCCUUCAUCAAGCUAUAACAAUCCUUGACAACCGCAUGCGCCUCGCCCACCCACAUUGCUUCUCCUACAUACUAGGUUGCCCAAAUUCCCUUGCCCAUCUGGGUGACCUUCUUACUUCUGUCUGUAAUGUCAACGCUGUUAGCUGGGAUGUGAGCUCUGGUCCGAAUGUGACCGAAAAGACCAUGAUAGCCUGGCUGGGUGGCCAGCUUGGACUGCCAGACUCAGUUGGAGGGCGUUUCGUAUCGGGUGGCUCUAUAGCAAAUAUGACAGCCAUAGUUGCAACCCGGGAUGAGAUUCUACAUCCUACGCGGCGAGGUGGCGCGGUCAUUUACACUUCCGACCAGACACAUAUCUCUAUUCACAAGGAUCUACAUACAAGCGGCUUCAUGGAUUAUCAGACCCGAAAGAUACCCAGCGAUGAUACGUUCCGCAUAGACGUGGACCUCCUACGACGCGCGAUAAAUACAGAUCGUAAAUCGGGACGUGUACCGUUUCUUCUUGUCGCCAAUUGUGGGAGCACCAACACAGGCCGCAUUGACCCUCUUCAUGCCAUAGCUGAUAUUGCACGAGGUGAAGGGCUAUGGCUACAUGUGGACGGUGCAUAUGAUGCUUCCCUUGCGCUUUCUGACAAGCAUCGCUACCUCGUUGACUCCCUUUCUAUCCUCUCUAUCCCCUCCCAAUUUGCUAUAUAG